CCCGGCUAGAGCGGAUGGGCUGACCCGUGCUGGGCUGAGCCGAGCCGAGCCGAGCCGAGCCGGGCCCAAGCGGGUUAGCCGCCCUCCUGAGGGGAAGGGAAGCAGAGCCUCUCCCGGAGGGAAAGGGGGAGGGGCAGAGCUCCCGCGAGGCGGGGCAAAGGGGGGGCAGCCCCCCACCUGACCACGGUGGCAGAGCCAUCCCUGAGGCAAUUGAGGAGGAUUGUCCCAAUGGUUUGGCUGAGCCAGGCCUUCCUGUCACAAAUGACCCCAGCCCCGUGUUAGCCCCCCUCUCCCACAUUCCUGGGGGUUUGUUACACUUGGGCUAAGUACAGAAACCCUGUCACCACUUCCUCGUCCCCCAUCCCUUCCAUUACUCCUGGCUCUGUGCCCCAGGAGUUCUGCGUAUACUGGGGUGGGGCAGGAAUAAUGGAUUUUCGGGGGAAGAAGUACGAGCGGGGCAGUAAUUGGUCAGACCCUGAAGUGGUGGAGCUCCUGCAGCUUUGGGCCGAUGAGUCCGUUCAGAUGGAGCUGGAGAGCUGCCUGAGAAACCAGCAUGUCUUCAACCGAAUCGCUGAGGUGUUGAGGGAGAAGGGCAUCCACCGGACUGGGGAUCAGUGCCGGGAGAAAAUAAAAAAGAUGAAGCUGGAGUACCGUAGGAUCAAAGACAACAACAAGACCCCAAGGGGUGGCAGGACUUGGAAAUUCUAUGAGGUGAUGGACCGGGUGCUGACCAGCCGUCCCUCCCUCUCUUACAGUUCCUUGAGUGGCAGUGUGAUGUCUCAGCAGGCACUGCAAGGAAGCAUGGUGGAGAACUACCAUCACCACUUCACCCCCUCAGCUCUACCUUUCGGACACUCUCAGCACCCUGAGUUGAUGGAAAUCAAAUGCGAGGAGGUGGACUCCGAUGAACACUGCUUGACCCCGGAGCCCCCACUAUCCAUGUCUUACCAACAGGGCUCCCCUGAGGAGCAUGAGAUGGAGAGAGCUUUCUUGGACAGGGCCCAGAAUGACUCUCCUAUCUCCAGGGUGGAAAUUCCCAUUGAAACCAGUGUUUCACCUUCAGGUUUCAGUGAGCCCAACGUAGCGUCCUCAUCCCGGAUCCACAGUGUGGGCCCUCGGCCUGGCUUCUCCACCUUGCACCGCCUGCGGAAGAAACGGAAAGGCCAGCGAGUGAAGGACCCCCUUGAUGACCUCCUACUGAAGACUCUGACAUCGCAGCGGGCCAUGGAGGAGCGCUUUCUGCAGAUGGAGGAGCGGCGUUUGCAGCGGGAUAUGGAAGUGGAGGAACGGCGGAUGCAGCUGGAGCAGCGACGUUUUGAACUGGAGCGGGAGCAUGAGUUUCGCAUGUUCAAUGUCUUUGCUCAGAUGCUUAGCAUCUUAAAGCAGAACAACAGCAGCUCCUCCUCUUCUGCUGCACUUCCUUUCAUCCAGGUGCUGUCUGACAUUGCUGGGAUGGGAGGAGGAGGGGGCCUGCAGGAGGUGAGGGCUAUGCAGGUAGGGCGACCACUUUCUGAGAGAAGGACCGACAUGUACAGUUUCUGUAACCCUGGUGAGUUCCAGAGCAGCCCCUUCCUCUCCACUCGAGGAAACAUUGCCAAUCUCUUUCGUGGCUCGACAGAAGAGGGAUACAAGGCCUAUCAUGCUGACAAGUACGAUGAAGACAAAAAUCCCAAUGGGAUAAUUAAUUUUGGUACCAGUGAGAAUAAACUCUGCUUUGAUCUAAUGUCUAAGCGGCUGACACAGAGUGAUAUGAACCUCAUGGAGCCUCCACUGCUGCAAUAUCCUGAUUGGAAAGGACAUAUGUUUUUACGGGAGGAAGUGGCUCGAUUUUUGACUUAUUAUUGCAAGGCUCCUGCACCUCUCAAGGCAGAAAACGUGAUUGUGUUGAAUGGUUGUGGCUCUCUGUUUUCUGCAUUAGCUACAGUUCUCUGUGAUCCAGGGGAAGCUGUUCUGAUUGCUACCCCCUUUUAUGGUGGUAUCACCCAGAGUCUAUUCCUGUAUGGUAACGUCAAGCUGGUCUAUGCCUAUUUAGACAGCAAGAUCACUGGAACAAGCACCCGGCCCUUCCAGCUCACAGUGGACAAGCUAGAGAAGGCCUUACAGGAUGCCCGGUCAGAGGGUGUUGGUGUGAAAGCCUUAAUUCUCCUGAACCCCCAAAAUCCUUUAGGGGACAUCUACUCCCUGUCAGAAUUACGGGACUACCUGGAGUUUGCUAAAAGGCAUGAAUUGCAUGUAAUAGUAGAUGAGAUCUACAUGCUGUCAGUUUUUGACGAAUCAGCCACGUUCCAUAGUGUUCUUGGCAUGGACAGAUUGCCUGAUCCACAGAGGACCCAUGUGAUGUGGGGAAUUAGCAAGGAUUUUGCUGUCUCUGGGAUUCGUUUUGGCACUUUGUAUACAGAGAACCAAGAUGUUGCCAAUGCAGUGGCCUCCUUGUGUUACUUCCAUGGAGUUUGUGGACCUGUCCAAUACAAAGUGGCACAGCUGCUCCGAGACAGAGGUGUGAGGACUGUCUAAGAAGGUAUCUGUGGGCCAGACUCUUAAGCUUGGCUGUCUCCAGAAACUGAGAAUGUAGCUGUGGAAGCAGCACCAAGAUGAGUUGUGACUGUUUGAAUUCUCCUUUGGAACAGAAAGGGCAAAGUCUGUCCCAGCUAAGGCCUGUUCUAUGCUGGUGGGAGGAUCAAUUUAAGUUACUUAGCUUCAGCUACGUACUUAGAUCUACUAACUGUGGUGUCUUCACUGCGGUGAGUCGACUGCUGCCACUCCCCCGUUGACUCCGUCUGCACCUCUCACUGAGAUGGAGUACAGGAGUCAACGGGAGAGCACUCUGGACUUUCUCCAAUUUGUCCAUGUCUUUGCUGAAAUGUGGCACCCAGAACUGGACACAAUACUCCAGCUGAGGCCCUAUCAGCACAGAGUAGAGCAGAAGAAUUACUAUUUAUGUCUUGCUUACAGCACUUGUGCUAAUAUAUCCCACAAUGUUUGCUUUUUUUUUUUUUUUUUGCUACACUGUUGACUCAUAUUUAGCUUUUGAUUCACUAUGCUCCCCAGAUCCUUUUCCACAGUACUCCUUCCUAGGCAAUCAUUUCCCAUUUUGUAUGUGUGCAACUAAUUGUUCCUUCCUAAGUGGAGUACUUUGCAUUUGCCCAUUUCUCCAGUUUGUCCAGAUCAUUUUGAAUAUUAAUCCUAUCGUCUAAAGCACUUGCAACUCCCCCAAGCUUGGUAUUGUUCACAAACUUUAUAAGUGUACUCUCCAUGCCAUUAUCUAAAUCAGGGGUGGCCAACCUGUGGCUCCAGAGCCACAGGUUAAUAUGCAGCUCCUUGCACAGGUACUGACUGAGGCUGGAGCUACAGAUGCUAACCUUCCAGUGUGCUGUGGGGUGCUCACUGCUCAAUCACCUGCUCUCCCCAGAUUCUGCCACCACUCCUCCCCUUUCCCUGAGGCCCCUGCCCCUUCUCCCAAGCCUUCCGUGCCCUCUAAGUCCUUCCCACCAGACCCUCCUAUGCAUUGCAAAACAGCUGACUGUGGUGGGCAGAAGGCAUAGGAAGGGAGGGGAAGGUGCUGAUUAACGGGGCUGCCAGUGGGCUGGAGGAGUGUAGCGGAUGGGAGGUUGCUGACAUAUUACUGUGGCUCUUUGGCAAUGUUCAUUGGUAAAUUCUGGCUCCUUCUCAGGCUGAGAUUGGCCACCCCUGAUCAAAAUCAUUGAUGAAGAUAUUGAACAGAACCAGACCCCGAACUGAUCCCUGUGGGACCCCACUUGGUAUGUCCUUCCAGCUUCACUGUGAACCACUGAUAAACUCUUCCCAGACAAUAGUUUCCAACCAAUUACGCACCCACCUUACAGUAGCUCCCUCUAGGUUGUAUUUCCCUAGUUUGUUUAUGAGAAGGUAAUGACAGUAUCAAAAGUCUUACUACAGUUAAGAUAUACCAUGUCUACUGCUUUCCCCCAUCCACAGCACUUGUUACUUUGUCAAAGAAAGCUAUUAGGUUGGUUUGACAUGAUUUGUUCUUGAUAAAUCUAUGCUCUGUUACUUGUCACUUUAUUAUCUUCUAGGUGUUUGCAAAUUGAUUGCUUCAUUAUUUGCUCCGUUAUCUUUCUGGGUACGGAAGCGAAACUGACUGAUCUGUAAUUCCUCAGGUUGUCUUUAUUCCCUUCAUUAUAGAUUGGCACUAUAUUUGCCCUUUUCCAGUCCUCUGGAAUCUCGCCAGUGACUUUCGUGACUUUUUGAAGGUAAUCGGUAAUGGCUCAGAUAUCUCCUCAGGGAUAUUCUAGGAUGUAUUUCAUCAUUUGGAUGGGAGUAAGAUUGUGAUGCUGAUGUGAAAAGGUCCUGACAGUACACUAUACACACUUUGUAGCUUCUGUAGGCUGAGCUCAUUGCCCACCACAGGGGCUCCUUGCAUUCUUCCAUUUCCCCUCACACCAUAUCUCCUUAUGUUUCACCCUCCCAUACUGCUCCAUUUCAGGAACUCCCUAAAACUUCCCCCAAUCUCACCUCCGCCUGGGAUUCUGCCCAAAUUUCACCUUCCCUAAACCAUUAUCCCCCAUACAUAGCACCUGGCACAGGGGGGAAAUCUCUGUUCCAACCUCUGCCAUAAGCCUGGCGUGCUGGAUCCCUCCAUUCCCUCCUCCCCCAUAGCAGGGUCCCCCAUUCCCCUCCCAGCAGGGGUUUUGUAUGUUUCCCCCUCCACAACAGGGCUCUGUGUCCCCAUUGUCCCCCAUUAGCCCCCUUCGGAGCAGGGACUCUAUAUUCCCCUCCUUUUCCCCACCAGUCUCCCCUAUUCUCCCCUUACCAGGGGUUCUAUGUGCUCUCUUCAGUCCUUUCCCCCCACAAUUAUUACUUAUUUUCUUUGUGUCUGGGAGAUAAAUCAUUCAAGGUAUCAACAUGUUAAACUCUAUUGGGAGGAUGACCCAGGGCUGAGACGGGGGGUAUUCAUGUCUGCCAUCCACCAGUUCUUUGACUUGUAGACCAUUAUGACCUGACUGAAGUGCUGGGUUGGCUAACCAGAGGCUAGGGGCUCUGUGUGCCCCCCAUUUCUUCAUUCCAGUUUUCCAAAUUUCACCAAAAUUAAUAGGGUAGUAAGCUGUGUCUUAUUUAUUACUGAUUAUAUAAAUCACUGGCAACUGACCAUUUCCUUGUUCCUAAUUUAGCUGCAGUCAACAAAAGUACUUUAGUCUGUGUUGGUUAAAAAUAUUCUACUUUUUGUCCUUAACUUGCUAGCAACAGUCAUUUUUAGUAAGAACUCAACCAACCUUAUUAAAAUCUAGCAUCAAAAAUAGACUAGAGAAAUCCUGGAAGCAAAUACUAUUUUUAGCUGCUCUGUCUGUUCCCUGCCGUUACCCACCAGAUUCUGACUGCACAGCCCAUGCUCAUGUACUUAGUUAUUCUAGGCAGAGCCUCCUCGUGACCCUUUUUUCCCUGAACACCUGAAUGCGGAAAACACUCGACUGAUUAAAGAUUAAUACUGCUGCAAA
This is a messenger RNA of Gopherus flavomarginatus (Mexican gopher tortoise), 5471 nucleotides long. It is a transcript of the gene ACCS, whose product is annotated as 1-aminocyclopropane-1-carboxylate synthase homolog (inactive). Gene Ontology annotation, biological process: biosynthetic process; amino acid metabolic process. Lineage: Eukaryota; Metazoa; Chordata; Testudines; Testudinidae. Gene Ontology annotation, molecular function: pyridoxal phosphate binding; transaminase activity. The transcript is spliced from 13 exons. Bases 427 to 2514 code for a protein of 695 amino acids. The record is from RefSeq and is a predicted model, not a curated record.